GGGUGUGUGCGCGCUCGGAGGUUUCGGGCCAGCCACCGCCGCGCUAGCUAGAAGCGCCCCAGCCCGGCAAGCUGGCUCACCCGCUGGCCACCCAGCACAGCCCGCUGGCCCCACUCCUGCAGCCCAUCUGGAGGAGCGGCGGCGGCGGCGGCGGCGGCGGCAGGAGAAUGGCAUCAGAACUGGCAAUGAGCAACUCCGACCUGCCCACCAGUCCCCUGGCCAUGGAAUAUGUUAAUGACUUCGAUCUGAUGAAGUUUGAAGUGAAAAAGGAACCGGUGGAGACCGACCGCAUCAUCAGCCAGUGCGGCCGUCUCAUCGCCGGGGGCUCCCUGUCUUCCACCCCCAUGAGCACGCCGUGCAGCUCGGUGCCCCCUUCCCCCAGCUUCUCGGCGCCCAGCCCGGGCUCGGGCAGCGAGCAGAAGGCGCACCUGGAAGACUACUACUGGAUGACCGGCUACCCGCAGCAGCUGAACCCCGAGGCGCUGGGCUUCAGCCCCGAGGACGCGGUCGAGGCGCUCAUCAGCAACAGCCACCAGCUCCAGGGCGGCUUCGAUGGCUACGCGCGCGGGGCGCAGCAGCUGGCCGCGGCGGCCGGGGCCGGCGCCGGCGCGUCCCUGGGCGGCAGCGGCGAGGAGAUGGGCCCCGCCGCCGCCGUGGUGUCCGCCGUGAUCGCCGCGGCCGCCGCGCAGAGUGGCGCGGGCCCGCACUACCACCACCACCACCACCACGCCGCCGGUCACCACCACCACCCGACGGCCGGCGCGCCCGGCGCCGCGGGCAGCGCGUCCGCCUCGGCCGGUGGCGCGGGGGGCGCGGGCGGCGGUGGCCCGGCCAGCACUGGGGGCGGCGGCGGCGGCGGCGGCGGCGGCGGGGGCGCGGCGGGGGCGGGGGGCGCCCUGCACCCGCACCACGCCGCCGGCGGCCUGCACUUCGACGACCGCUUCUCCGACGAGCAGCUGGUGACCAUGUCGGUGCGCGAGCUGAACCGGCAGCUGCGCGGGGUCAGCAAGGAGGAGGUGAUCCGGCUGAAGCAGAAGAGGCGGACCCUGAAAAACCGCGGCUAUGCCCAGUCCUGCCGCUUCAAGAGGGUGCAGCAGAGACACGUCCUGGAGUCCGAGAAGAACCAGCUGCUGCAGCAGGUCGACCACCUCAAGCAGGAGAUCUCCAGGCUGGUGCGCGAAAGGGACGCGUACAAGGAGAAAUACGAGAAGUUGGUGAGCAGCGGCUUCCGAGAAAACGGCUCGAGCAGCGACAACCCGUCCUCUCCCGAGUUUUUCAUAACUGAGCCCACUCGCAAGUUGGAGCCAUCAGUGGGAUACGCUACAUUUUGGAAGCCCCAGCAACGUGUACCAGUGUGUUCACGAAACGAAAUUUAUGGGAGAGCUGUACAUUAAAAACAUCAUUAUUAUUAUUAUUGGCAGUCAUGAAGAGCAACCCCACCAUGACUUCUGUUUAGGCUCCUUUUUAAAGAAAAGUUAUUGUGUUAGAGAAGACGGCUAUUAAAUUUGUAACUCCAUACUAAUUAGCUAUGCCUCUUGUCUGAGGGCCUUAAAUACAGACCCAUAGAAAACUGCACUAGUGCUUCUCAAUUUACGAAGCACACAACUGAACAGGUAUGAUUGUUUUCAACCCGUAAUACUAGUUUUAAAAGUCCACUAAAAUGGAAAAGAUAUAUACAGUACAUAUGUAUACACACACACACACAAAUAUAUGAAGACAAGUUUCCCAGAAGGUAACAACUAGUAUUUUAAAAGCAUAUACAGUCAUGCACACUCUCAGCAGUAGUUUUUCAUACUUCAUUGUUUUUCUGGCAGAUAAUUCUAUUAAAAAAAAAAAAUUUGAUUCCUCUUCCCCAAACAAGGUGUAAUUGGCAGAAUCUUUAGGGGAGAGCACCCUGGUUUUCUCGUAGGCCCUAUAUAGCAUUGUAUUUAUC
This is a messenger RNA of Cynocephalus volans (Philippine flying lemur), 1933 nucleotides long. RefSeq names its product MAF bZIP transcription factor (gene MAF). Gene Ontology annotation, molecular function: RNA polymerase II cis-regulatory region sequence-specific DNA binding; DNA-binding transcription factor activity, RNA polymerase II-specific. Gene Ontology annotation, cellular component: nucleus. Lineage: Eukaryota; Metazoa; Chordata; Mammalia; Dermoptera; Cynocephalidae. The transcript is spliced from 2 exons. Bases 168 to 1394 code for a protein of 408 amino acids. The record is from RefSeq and is a predicted model, not a curated record. Gene Ontology annotation, biological process: regulation of transcription by RNA polymerase II; lens fiber cell differentiation.